AGACGGCAACUCUGAUGGUAACUGCGAAAGCGGCAAUCAACGAACCAACACACCAAAAAUAUAAAUUCAGUUUUGUCGUGUAGUGUGAGAUUGUUGUGUACUUUUAUAGUGAUACGUGAAAAAUGUUAAAUCUUAUAUUUCAAUAAAAAUGGAUGCAGAAAUGAACACGCUGAUCAAAUACCCUUAUAAUGGAAUCCAAUGUAGCAGAAAUCCAACAAUUAAGUGCCGUCGCGUGUAAACAACAACAACAAAAAUAGCAAACAAUCAUCAGGCAUUUGAAACAAGCAAUAAGCACCCGCCUCCUCUUAGGUGAAAGAUAGAUUGGUCAUUUGUUUUAAACAGAUACUAUAUUUUGAGAAUAGGUUUUGGUUAAAAAAAAAGUAUAUACAUACAUAUAUAUACAUAGAAAUAUACAUAAACAUUUAUGUAGUGUUCAUUGGUAAGUUUCUUUCUUACCAAUGUUUUCCCUCGUUCAAAUGAAAUUCCGUGCUUUACUGGUACUACUAUCAAAAAUAUGGACGUGCAUAUGUUUUAUGUUCAAUCGUCAAGUAAGAGCAUUUGUCCAGUAUCAACCUGUCAAAUAUGAACUAUUUCCACUGUCCCCUGUGUCGCGACACCGCCUCAGCAUUGUACAACGGAAGACUUUGGUUUUGGAUUUGGAUGAAACAUUAAUACAUUCGCAUCACAAUGCUAUGCCCAGGAAUAUUGUUAAACCCGGAACACCUCAUGAUUUUACAGUCAAAGUAACAAUAGAUAGACAUCCGGUGAGAUUUUUUGUACAUAAAAGACCACAUGUCGAUUUCUUCCUAGACGUGGUUUCGCAAUGGUAUGACUUGGUGGUUUUCACAGCCAGUAUGGAGAUUUAUGGCGCUGCUGUUGCUGACAAAUUAGACAAUGGCCGUAAUAUAUUGAGACGGCGCUAUUAUCGACAACAUUGCACACCAGAUUAUGGUUCAUAUACCAAAGAUUUAUCAGCUAUUUGUAAUGACUUAAAUAGAAUAUUCAUAAUUGACAACUCGCCAGCUGCAUAUCGUUGUUUUCCUCAUAAUGCUAUACCCAUAAAAAGUUGGUUUUCCGACCCAAUGGAUAUUUCAUUAUUGUCGUUACUUCCAAUGUUGGAUGCUUUAAGGUUUACAAAUGAUGUCCGUUCAGUUUUGUCGAGAAAUUUACAUCUGCAUGGCCUAUGGUAGCAGGUUAACAAAUUAAAAAUUUGGUGCUGUGACACUUGAACGAAUUUUUGUUUGUUUCAUUAAUUUAAAUUAAUUUUUUCUAUUAUAUAAGAAAUUACUAAAAAUCAUGUGAAGAUAAAACAGAUUUGUUAAUGGCAAGACAUAUUACAUUAAAUAAAUAAAAAACAAUUUCUUGACUUG
Molecule: messenger RNA, 1370 nt
Organism: Stomoxys calcitrans (stable fly)
Lineage: Eukaryota; Metazoa; Arthropoda; Insecta; Diptera; Muscidae
Gene: Dd
Product: CTD nuclear envelope phosphatase 1 homolog
Exons: 6
Coding region: 459-1190 (243 amino acids)
Molecular function (GO): protein serine/threonine phosphatase activity
Source: RefSeq, a predicted model, not a curated record